Meloidogyne enterolobii is the source of this 594-nucleotide messenger RNA. Lineage: Eukaryota; Metazoa; Nematoda; Chromadorea; Rhabditida; Meloidogynidae. The record is from the annotation of a GenBank genome assembly.
AUGGGAAUAAAUAUGUUAGAAAUGCCGGGAAUGGUCAAAGAAAGCAAGGAAUGGGCAGAAUUAUAUAAUGAUGCACUUGAUCGUUUUUAUGUGCAUAAACUAACAUUUACUGAAGCUCAUCACAUUCUAGUUUCAGUGUCUGAGGUACUCCAUGAGAAGGAUUUUAAUAUUAAAAUUAUAGAAGAUGCAUUAAAUAAAGCAACAAUUAAUUAUGAAAUAAAUGAAGAAUUAAUUGAGUUGAAUAAACAUCCAAAAAAUAUAAAUCAAAUGGAAAUUGUUAAAGAAAGAUUUUCCAAAUUGGAAACAAAUAUCCAGCUUCGGUUGCACAUCCAACAAUGCUUACUUGCCGCUUAUUUACUCAAAUUUACCUUAGCUAAUUUAAAUUUAAAUUUAAAAGAUAUAAAUGAGCAACGAAAAUUCUUAGAAAUUUUACAAAAUAAAUUAAACGGCAAAUCAACAGAAAAUAUUGAAAAUGAAUUUAAAGAAAUUGAGCAAAAGGCCACAUUUUUAAUUAAGGUUUGUAAUGAAGGAAUUCAAACUAUUUGUUUUUACUUAAUCGGUUUUUAUCGAGUGAACCACUUGAAUCGAGUUUAG